Messenger RNA from Cynocephalus volans (Philippine flying lemur), 555 nucleotides. RefSeq names its product ribosomal protein S16 (gene RPS16). Gene Ontology annotation, cellular component: cytosolic small ribosomal subunit; ribosome. Gene Ontology annotation, biological process: translation; maturation of SSU-rRNA from tricistronic rRNA transcript (SSU-rRNA, 5.8S rRNA, LSU-rRNA). NCBI's taxonomy places the organism in Eukaryota, Metazoa, Chordata, Mammalia, Dermoptera, Cynocephalidae. The record is from RefSeq and is a predicted model, not a curated record. Bases 62 to 502 code for a protein of 146 amino acids. The transcript is spliced from 5 exons. Gene Ontology annotation, molecular function: RNA binding; structural constituent of ribosome.
CACGGUUUCCCUUUCCGGUUGCAGCUCCGCGCGGUGAGGAACUCUCGUCUAAUCUGCAGCCAUGCCGUCCAAGGGCCCGCUUCAGUCCGUGCAGGUCUUCGGACGCAAGAAGACAGCCACAGCCGUGGCACACUGCAAACGCGGCAACGGCCUCAUCAAGGUGAACGGGCGGCCCCUGGAGAUGAUCGAGCCACGCACGCUGCAAUACAAGCUGUUGGAACCUGUUCUGCUUCUGGGCAAGGAGCGAUUUGCUGGCGUGGACAUUCGUGUCCGUGUGAAGGGUGGUGGUCAUGUGGCUCAGAUUUACGCUAUCCGUCAGUCCAUCUCUAAAGCCCUGGUGGCCUAUUACCAGAAAUAUGUGGACGAGGCUUCAAAGAAGGAGAUCAAAGACAUCCUCAUCCAGUAUGACCGGACCCUGCUGGUAGCUGACCCCCGUCGUUGUGAAUCCAAAAAGUUCGGAGGCCCUGGUGCCCGUGCUCGCUACCAGAAAUCCUACCGAUAAGCCCAUCAUGGGGAUCAGGAUUCACCUUUAUAAUAAACAGUGUAAGGUUUCAA